Messenger RNA from Thlaspi arvense, 1899 nucleotides. The record is from the annotation of a GenBank genome assembly. Lineage: Eukaryota; Viridiplantae; Streptophyta; Magnoliopsida; Brassicales; Brassicaceae.
AUGUCUCAACCACCGUCUUCUUCCCGGCGGUGCUUUUCACUACUCAUCUUUGUUUUCACCAUUGUUAAAACUUCUUCUUCAUGCUCCACUUCUUCUUCCUUUCAUUGCCCUCCGUUUAACUCCUCUCCGCCGUUCCCAUUCUCCACUUCUCCGGGAUGUGGCCACCCAAGCUUCCAGAUCCAAUGCUCUUCCUCUCCACGCGCCACCAUCACAAUCAAGGACAUCACUUUCUCUCUCCUCCGUUACGACUCACUCUCCUCUUCUCUCCUCCUCUCUCCCAUCUCUCCGCCACAACAAUUAGACUCGAACCGGAACAGCUGCUCCUCUCUCCGGUUCUCCUCCUCCAAUAACCGGUUCAUCGACUUAACCGGUUCUCCUUUCAGAGUCUCUGACUCUUCUUGCUCUCGUCUCUCUCUUCUCCGUCCUUGCUCUCCUCUGAUUCUACCAAACUGUAGUCGUUGUCCUUGGGACUGCAAACUCCUGAAGAAUCCGGGUCGGAUCCUCCACGGCUGCGAAUCAACCCACGGGUCGUUAUCGGAGCAAGGCUGCCAAGGAGAUCUCCUCGGGUUUCUCCAAGAUUUCAUCACCAGAUUCGGAUUUGAAGUCGAGUGGGACGAAUCUCAAGACCCGUACUUUGCGAAAUGUAGAGAUUGUCGUCGGGUCGAGAACGGUGUUUGCGGGUUUAAUUCGACCCACCCGAAUCAAGACUUCGUCUGCUUCCCCACCAAAUCGAGAUCCGAAUCAGCGACGCAAAGAGAUAGACGAAUCCAUCACGUCGCAGUGUUAUCUCUCAUCUUCGCCUUGACAUGUCUUCUGCUUGCUAUCUCCGCCGCAGUAGCGAUUUUCCGAUCACGGAGAGCGAGCUUUUUGUCUUCCGUCAACGAAGAAGAUCCCGCUGCUCUCUUCCUCCGCCGUCACCGCUCCGCCGCCCUCCUCCCUCCGGUAUUCACCUUCGAGGAGCUCGAAUCCGCAACCAACAAAUUCGACCAAAAACGCAAAAUCGGCGACGGAGGAUUCGGUUCUGUUUACUUAGGCCAACUCACCGACGGUCAGCUCCUCGCCGUCAAAUUCCUUCACCACCACCACGGCGCCACCGCCGCAGCCACCGAGCACUGCAAAGCCUUCUCGAUGAAAUCGUUCUGCAACGAGAUCUUAAUCCUCUCUUCAAUCAACCAUCCGAACCUCGUCAAGCUCCAUGGCUAUUGCUCUGACCCGAGAGGGCUUCUCCUCGUGCACGAUUACGUCACAAACGGCACUCUCGCCGAUCAUCUCCACGGCCGGAAAUCGAAGAUGACGUGGCGAGUCAGGCUAGAUAUCGCUUUACAGACGGCUCUAGCUAUGGAGUAUCUACACUUUGCUAUUGCUCCGCCGGUGGUUCACAGGGACAUAACUUCGUCGAAUAUCUUCGUGGAGAAAGAUAUGAGAAUCAAAGUCGGAGACUUUGGUUUGUCUCGGCUCUUGGUGUUCUCGGAGACGACGGCUGCUUCGGCUUCUUCGUCUGAUUACGUUUGCACGGGUCCACAAGGUACGCCCGGUUAUUUGGAUCCGGAUUAUCACCGGUCUUUCCGGUUAACGGAGAAGAGUGACGUGUAUAGUUUCGGCGUCGUUUUGAUGGAGUUGAUGACGGGGAUGAAAGCCGUUGACCAACGGCGUGAGAAGAGAGAUAUGGCUUUGGCUGAUUUAUUUGUGUCCAAGCUCCAAAUGGGUCUUCUUGACCAGGUGGUUGAUCCAUUGCUUGCGGCUGACGACGACGGUGGAGUUGCGGCGGUUGCUGAGCUGGCGUUUCGGUGCGUUGCGGUGGAUAAGGAUGAUCGUCCGGACGCCAAGGAGAUCGUUGGGGAGCUGAGGAGGAUUAAGAGUCGUACACGUGUGUGUGAAAAUGACGUUGAGAAAGGAUGA